Molecule: messenger RNA, 1325 nt
Organism: Hyla sarda
Lineage: Eukaryota; Metazoa; Chordata; Amphibia; Anura; Hylidae
Product: protein brambleberry-like
Exons: 6
Coding region: 133-975 (280 amino acids)
Source: RefSeq, a predicted model, not a curated record
UGCCGCCGCCAUCAGUACACCGGAUCACAAAGUGGGCGGAGUCAGGGUCAGGUAGAGGCGGGGAGAUCCUCUCGGCGGGGCGUUGAUUGGCUUCUAAAACGUGACGUCACGGAUGCGAUCUGUUAUAAAGAAAUGUCGGCGCGGGACAUUCGUACAGAGCGAAGACGACAGAUCAAUCCCAUGAUGUCUCCAGGCCGCCAUGUUCUUCUGCUCCUCCUCCUCCUUCCUUUAAGGACUGGGGCAUUUUUUGGCUGGUUCACCCGUAAGUCUUCUAGUGUAAAAUCUGCAUCCCAGAAGGAGCCGGCCCCGGACCCCCAGACUCUACCAGGGGCCCCAUUUGAGAUGAUCACAACCGAUGAGAAGUUUUUAGCUGAAGCCAAAGACCUGGAGCUUUCUCCUCUGGACAGCUGUAACUAUAAGGUGGUCAGUCAGCUGAGGGCGUCGUGCACAGAAAUGUCUGAAGAAGAGAUCGCAAAAUUUGGGGUUUUGCUGUUUAACUGUCAGGCGGAAGUGGAGGGGCGUAAGACGUACUCCUGUACUGAAGACAUGACCCUUGCGGAGUGCACAUCAUCGAUGGACCCAGAUACCUGGAACGCCUACCACAUCGUCAGUAACCGGGCGCGCUCCGUCUGCUACGCCGCACGACAGCUCCAUUUCAGACGUCGGACAGAACUCACGGUGAACACUCUGGUGUCGACCGCCAUGAACCAACUGGAGGCCAUGAAAAUGCUGAAGGUAGCGAUGGAUAAAAUUCCCCAGCGACACUUGGGUGCGGUGUUCGAUGCGCUCUCGGAGUCUAAGAAUCUAAGUCCGAAUUCCUCAAUUUGCAGUAACAUGUCAGUGUCCUCUAUGUCCCCGCGCGCGUUCUGUCAGGCGAUCACCAGGGCGGGUCAGCCGUGCAGGAACAAAGCCAGCGGAGGUCAGGAGUUCUGCAGAGUCCACGCCUCCGGUCAGACAUCCUACAUCACAUCCUGAUCGCGGUAAAUGGACGUUAUCGCCGUGGACUCUACCGCCGCGUUCUCUGCAGAUCUACACCAGUCUCCAGAACUGAUGCACUUUAUCCUGCUCCAUAUUGAGACUUUAUUUGCAGGUUUUGCACUUUAUUCCUUGUCUUAGAACAGGACUUUUAUUAUUGUAGAUAUUAUAGAUCAUUCAGAACCUGGAGUUAUGUGGCGCCCAGAUUGGGGCCCUGGGAUGAGGUGAUGACUCCUGCGAUGCUUUUCCUGCAGGUUCCCGUCUGUCGUCGUCUUCUUCUCUGUUUUUAUUACUUUGUAUCAUGUGACUUAUUGGUGUCUGUAGAAUCGGAUUUUAUAAAUUGUCGUUUU